Messenger RNA from Scomber japonicus (chub mackerel), 512 nucleotides. Its product is annotated as arf-GAP with GTPase, ANK repeat and PH domain-containing protein 1-like. NCBI's taxonomy places the organism in Eukaryota, Metazoa, Chordata, Actinopteri, Scombriformes, Scombridae. The record is from RefSeq and is a predicted model, not a curated record. Gene Ontology annotation, cellular component: nucleus. The annotation marks the transcript as partial. The transcript is spliced from 4 exons.
ACGCCAUCAGCUCAGCGAACCCUCGAGUCAUCGACGACAGCCGAGCCCGAAAACUGUCCAACGACCUCAAACGCUGCACCUACUACGAGACCUGCGCCACCUACGGGCUCAACGUGGAGAGGGUCUUCCAGGACGUGGCUCAGAAGAUCGUGGCCACCAGGAAGAAGCAGCAGUUGUCCAUCGGGCCGUGCAAGUCUCUCCCCAACUCACCCAGUCACACGUCUGUCUGUGCUACACAAGUGUCUGCCGUCCAUAUCAGCCAGACGAGUAACGGCGGCGGCAGUCUGAGCGACUACUCGUCCUCGGUGCCGUCCACGCCAAGCACCAGCCAGAAGGAGCUCCGCAUCGACGUGCCGCAGACCACCAACACGCCCACACCCGUCAGAAAGCAGUCCAAACGCCGCUCCAACCUCUUCACCUCGAGGAAGGCCAGCGAGCCCGACAAGGACAAGAAAGGUCUGGAGGCUCGAGCUGACAGCAUCGGCAGCGGGAGAGCUAUCCCCAUCAAACAG